AUGAGUACAUAUAUUGCGCAGGAAGGGCAUCUUUUAUACAAGAAAUUAAUCAGAACUAGCUUUGGCAUGGCCGGAUUUGAAUGCAAACGCAAUGAUCAUCGCGCAGUUCUUGUAUGGUAUGAUGACUUAAGAAAGAAAGACUUCUAUGGACCAUUAAAACCAUGGCAAAUAGUCAAUCGUUUUCCAAUGAUUAAUGUUAUAUGCAGAAAAGCCCCAUUUGUUCGUCUAAUUCAGAGAACAGCACAAACAUUUCCUUCAUCUUUCCACUUUUUGCCAAAGUCAUAUUUAGUUCCGCUUCAAGAAAAGGAAUUCGAAGAUGAUGUCCACAAGAACGAGAAACGAUGGAUUGUUAAACCAGAUCGUGGUUCAUUAGGUGCAGGAAUUAAAAUCAUCGAAAUUGGCGGUGUUAUUCCAAAGAUUGAGCGCCUUUGUGUUGCUCAAGAGUACAUCCCAUCUCUGCAUAUUGACGGAUAUAAAUUCGAUUUCAGAAUUUACGCUUUAGUAGCAAGUGUGGAUCCCCUUCGUAUUUACGUCUACAGGAAUGGUGUUGCUAGAUUCUGCUCUAAAAAAUCCGGAGAAAAGUCUGUUUUCGCAGAAUUAACAAAUAAGUCUUUAAACAAGAAAAAUCCAGACGUAAUCAUGACCCAAAUCGUCAAGAUGAUCGCUGAUGUCAUGGAACGCCUCAAGAGAGAAGGCCACGAUACAGAUAGACUCUGGUCUCGAAUUGAUCGUGCAAUUGUUUCAACAAUUAUUACAUCUACGAGAUUCCUCAAGCGUGGAAUGGACAAGCAGUGCCCUCGCAUUGGCUUCCAGAGGUGUUUUCAGAUCCUUGGUUUCGAUGUUCUCCUUGAUGAAGAGCUAAACCCAAAGAUUCUCGAAGUUAACUACAGACCAUCCCUCGAAACUAACGCAGAUUACGAAAGGAAGAUGAAAUCUUCAAUGCUCAGCGAUUGCAUGAAGAUUAUGGCUCCAGCACCAGAACUCCAGCAGUAUGUCAUUGACAAUUAUUCCGAUGACCUCGCAGACCGCUGGAAUGACCUCAUGAGAACUGAUCCAAAGCUUAAAAAAGCAAUUGAUUUGACAAAUCAAAAGCACGCAAGGCUUGGCAACGUUGGAAACUUCGUAAUGGCAUAUCCAGUUGACAACGAUCGUGUCAUGAAGAAGUGGAACAGAAUGAUUGAGUACGUUGGCAAAAUGCCUACAGAAUUACGUUCAAAAUACCUUCUUCCUGAGAUGCUCAAGCGUAAAUCGAAGGAGCCGAAUACAAUGGAUACAUCAAUUACCGAAUUUGAAGACAAAGAACGCGAAAUGGAGAUGGAUAACAUUUUGGAUAACGAUACAAUCGCUGCUGCUGAAGCGGAAGAUGACGAAGUCUUUGCUCAGAUAGAUGAAAGAGAAAGACUCGCUGCAGAAGAGAAUGAUGCGAAAUUAAAAGCAAGAAAAUCGAAGAAGAGCUCGAGAAAGAACUCAGGAAAGUCAUCAAAGAAGAACUCUGCAAAGGGUUCAAAGAGAAGCUCAAGAAAACCAUCGCCUGGAGAUGAAAAACCUGUAGAAGUCGAAAUUCCGAAAAAAGAUGACGACCCAAUUCGCUCAAAGUCUCAGAAAUUGCCACCACCACCCCAUCCAGUAGAUGAGGAGGAUGUUCCUGAAAAAAUCAAGCCAAAGAAAUCAGGAUCCAGAAAAGGAACCAAAAAAUCUUAA
Trichomonas vaginalis G3 is the source of this 1701-nucleotide messenger RNA. Its product is annotated as positive regulation of cilium movement. The transcript has a single exon. Lineage: Eukaryota; Parabasalia; Trichomonadida; Trichomonadidae. Gene Ontology annotation, cellular component: cilium. Gene Ontology annotation, molecular function: tubulin-glutamic acid ligase activity; tubulin binding. The coding region runs from base 1 to 1701 and encodes 566 amino acids. Gene Ontology annotation, biological process: protein polyglutamylation; microtubule cytoskeleton organization. The record is from RefSeq and is a predicted model, not a curated record.